This is a messenger RNA of Moneuplotes crassus, 1981 nucleotides long. The record is from the annotation of a GenBank genome assembly. NCBI's taxonomy places the organism in Eukaryota, Ciliophora, Spirotrichea, Euplotida, Euplotidae.
CAUAUAUUAUAAAUGGAUCCUAAAAGAGUGAAGAAAAAUUACAACUCCCUUACAAAAAUCCUUCAAAAGACUUCAGAAAUGAGUUACGACCAAGAAUUAGUGACAGGAUCCAAUUCUAAACUAACCAAGUGGUGCGAACUAAAUAAUUUCAAGAUUCAAAGAUGUGAGAACAAAGUUGACUGUGCAUUUGAGUCAUUUUCUUAUCUAAUUUAUUCGAACAUUGCCAAAGUCCCCCAAUGUAAAACUAAAUUAGUAAAUUACCUGAUCAAUCACUCGGCUAAGUUCGACCUUUUCUUGAAGCAAAACACUGAAUUUGAUGGAAUCGAUGCUUACCUAACUCAAAUCAAAACCAAAUCUAUUGACACUGCUUUAGAAUUUGUAUGCCUCCUAGCAGCCUAUCACCACAAUAUCAAAAUUCUUUAUUACAAUGGAGAAAGCUUGAAAGAGAAAUCUCUUUGCCACGGGUCGAAAAAUGCCAGUGAUGAUGCUUCCUCCAUGCUUCCUAGUGACCAGAACGAAGACAGCCUCACACUGUUUGUCACAGGACAUGAAUUAGUCCCUCUUCUCCACAUUGACGAAGAUGAUAGCGAUACAAACUCUGAAAAAUCUGCUGAACUGUUAAGUGCACCUAUUCUUCUCGAUAGACCUGAAGUCAGAGUUUCAGGUGGGCUCUCACAGAACGGAGAAGAAACAGAAAAUUCAAAACCUAAUGGCAAGAUUAACAAGCUCAUAGCUGAUGAACCCGAAGCAAAAUUCGCGAACGAUACUCCAACCAAGCAGGAAUUAUUAUUGAAAAAUGAAGAAGAUGAUGAUUCCUAUAUUCUUAAUGAUAUUUGGAAUAGACCUCAGGACGAUAGCGAUAAAAGAUCAAAUGACUCCAAUACUCCCAAAUUUCAACCAAAUUUAUUCUCACCUCCUAAACCUGCCCCAACGAAGAAAGAGGAAAGUAAUAAUAGUAAAAUGUCAAGAGAAAAUAAAAAGAAGAGAAAUAUGGCAAUGAGACUUGCUUAUCAAAAAGGAAGUGGAGCGAGAUCAGAUGAGCAAGCUUUCAAUGUCCAGAAAAGACACCCAAUUCUCAUGCAAAAUGACAAAAGAUCUCUUAUUGAAGAGGAAGUGAAAUCUAGUAGUAAUCUAAAUCUGAGCACAUCUUCUAGGUCUUAUAAACCUGGAGGACCAAAAUCACAGCACUCUUUUUACUCAAACCCAAGUGGCCCAAUGAGUGUUUCAUCUUCAUCAAACUAUCAGGCUCAAAAGUAUCCUAAUGGAAUACCCCCACAAUCAAAUUCUCAUUAUUUCUAUCAAAAUCCUACAGCAAAUGCAUUACAGAUUCCUCCACCUGGGCUGACUCAGAAAUUUCCUCCUAAACCAAUUCCUGACCCUUCAAGCCGACAUUUUGGGCCUCAAUACAACUAUUCAAUGGGGAUGAUACAAAGCCAGCCAAUGUAUCCUACAACAGCUCAGACUUCAGGAACUUCAAGUUUUGCUCCAACUCAGCCUAAGCCUCUCACUACUACUCCUAUGUAUACUAAGCCAUCGACCUUAACUAACGAUAGACCUUUGGAAGCAUCUAAAGAGCAAAAUGAAAUUGGAUCUGCAGUCAAAGUAGCAAACACUUCUGCAUCUUCUUCAAACAUGACCUCAGACACUACAAGUCCUCCUGCAGGAGAUCUUAUGGUUGGAACUGGCAUGCUCAAGUUUUUCAAUCAACAACACCAAUAUGGAUUCAUAGUCUAUGAUAAAGAUGGAUCAGACAUUUUCUUCCAUUAUGACGAUGUAAAACACACUCAGCUCUCUAAAGAGUUCCUCAGACACGCCACAGAAAAUUAUGAUGUGAGGUUCUCUUUCCAAAUCCUGGAUUAUAUAGGAAAAUACGAGUCGAGCAAGAAGGCAGUCAAUAUUAACUUACUUUCGAUCAUAGCUAAAUAAAUAGGAUAUUAAACAUCCGUAAGUAUUAGCUGUGAACAGUGAUCAUACUUUCACU